Clupea harengus (Atlantic herring) is the source of this 2587-nucleotide messenger RNA. RefSeq names its product CLK4 associating serine/arginine rich protein (gene clasrp). Lineage: Eukaryota; Metazoa; Chordata; Actinopteri; Clupeiformes; Clupeidae. The record is from RefSeq and is a predicted model, not a curated record.
AGGAACUCCAGCACAGUAGACGGCAGUGUUCACCUUUUAUUCCAGACUAUCCCAUAGAAGAAGGAUGAUCGGAAGACAUCGGUUGCAUUGACAAAUCAAAUGCUAGCUGAAGUGUUUCAGUUGACAAGUCAGACAUCAGUGUGUGCCCACCCCAAGUGGUGCCAUCAUGUGGCAGGAGGCUCGGAAGCAUGAGCGCAAGCUGCGCGGGAUGAUGGUCGACUACAAGCGGCGUGGGGAACGAAGACGGGAAUAUUAUGAGAAGAUUAAAAAGGACCCAGCCCAGUUCUUACAAGUGCACGGGAGGGCCUACAAGAUCCAUUUGGACUCAGCUGUUGCUUUGGCGGCUGAGAGUCCUAUCAAUAUGAUGCCAUGGCAAGGAGAUGUCAACAAUAUGAUCGACAGAUUUGAUGUGCGGGCGCAUUUGGACUACAUCCCCACUUACACACCUCCACUUCUGAACACAGUCACCCAGGAGCAGGAGUCUGAGGAGAGGAAGUGUAAUUAUGAGCGCUACAGAGGGCUGGUGCAGAAUGAUUUUGCCAGCAUCGCAGAGGAACAGUGUUUGUAUCAGAUCUACGUGGAUGAAUUAUAUGGUGGCCUGCAAAGACCAAAUGAAGAUGAGAAGAAAAAGCUUGCAGAGAAGAAGGCUUCGAUUGGCUACACGUAUGAGGACAGCACAGUCACUGAGCCUGACCCUCUGUCAGACAAAGGCGAAGAGGAGGACUCUGAGAACAGUGAAUCUGAGGGCGAUGAAGGCAUUCCUGACAUUGAUGUUGAAGUGGACGUGGAUGAGAUCAAUGAGGAGCAGGUGAUGGAGCUGAACGGAAUGGCCACCCCUUAUGGCAUGGCAGAAGGAGACUUUGUGAGAAUGCUGAGGAAGGACAAGGAAGAGGUGGAGGCCAUCAAACACGCGAAGGCUCUGGAGGCAGAGAAGGCCAUGUACUCUGGCCGGAGGUCUCGCAGGCAAAGAAGGGAAUUCAGAGAGAAGCGACUGAAAGGCAGACAGAUCAGUCCACCCAGCUAUGCAAGGAGAGACAGCCCGACCUACGAUCCCUACAAACGCCCUCAGUCCGAGUCCAGCUCUGAGUCGCGGUCACGCUCGCGCACCCCAGGCCCUGAGAAGAUCACCUUCAUCACCAGCUUUGGAGGCAGUGAUGAAGAGGGCGGCCCCCCUUCCCAAGCCCCAGCCAGCGCACCCUCCAGCAAUACGCAGCAGCAGCACCCCGCAGGUCAUAGCAGGGGCUCCCGCCGAAGGCACUCGUCCUCCAGCCAGUCCUCCUCCUCCCCGUCUUCAUCGCGACACUCAUCACGCUCCUCCUCUCACUCCCGCCGCAGCGGCUGGCGAGGAAACAGGGACGGCCGGUACUCGCGGUCCCGAUCGCGGCAGUUCUCCGACUCCCAUUCCCAGCAACGCGGUGGAGGUGGUAGCCACAGGAGGCGCUAUGACCGUGGGCACUCGCACUCCCGCUCCAGAGAUAGGGACAGGGACAGGGACAGGGGCCGACGAUACACUUCUCACAGACGCACUAGGUCUCGCUCCAUAUCUCGUUCAGCCGAUCGUUUCCGGCGAGGCAGUCGGACGCUGGGCCAUCACCGUGGCGAGAGCCGCAGUCCGAGCCCGUCUCAGUCCCCUCCCCGAAGCCGGUCACCAUCCCCCGGUUCCCGCUCGGCCCCACCCUCCACCAGCUCUCUCUCUGACAAGCUGAGAAAGGCUGAUACUCCAGGUGGUAAAGAGUCCGGAGCUGCCAAACCCAAGAUGACUCCACAAGAGAAACUGAAGAUUCGAAUGCAGAAGGCCCUCAACAGGCAGUCCAAGGCGGAUAAAAAGGCAGCCCAGGUGAAGGUCCAGCAGCAGGAAAACAAGCGACAGGAACGUGAGGGCGAACUCCGAGCCAUGGCCCGCAAGAUCCGCAUGAAGGAGCGUGAGCGUCGAGAAAAAGAGAGGGAUGAAUGGGAGAGGCAGUAUGGAAGACAGAGUCACUCGCCCUCCCCCUCCCCUGUGCCCAAAUAUAGCCGAGAUCACAGUUCCUCCCGAAGGAGGUCACGGUCCAGGAGCCCUUACUACCGCUACUGAUCUACUGAACAAAUCUACAACACGCGUCCUGGAAAGAGACACAGGAAACCAGACAGGACGUUGGAAGAAGACCAACAUUUAAAAUCAAACAAGUUACACGUCUGCCAUCCUCAAUCUGUAGUAUACCUCCACAUGCUCAAAUUCAGCAGUUUCCUCAUUUUUGUUUGUGUAUGUUUUGAAGGAGUACAACUGCACAGUUUCUGAGUCCAUGUAAAGGAUUCUCGUCAGAGAAUGGACCUCUAUGGUUGCAGCACAAAACUACGGAAGUGAACAACCACUAUAUAUUUCUGCACCCCCCCCCCCCCCCACUUUGUCUUCCCUUACAGAUUUAGUCAUUGCCAGAAUGACCUUGUGGACAUUUUUUGGUUUAUAUUGUAAGAGCAGGUGUCAACUAUCACUGCAGUCUCCCCCUUCUAUACAGUCAUAAUAUCAACGCCUAAUCACCAGGCCCAUGUGAAGUGUGCAUGUGUUUUAUCUGCUGGGAAAUGCAAAUAAAAUACUUCAGAACUUCAA